AUGGACAUCAAGCAACAUCUCGAGCCAGAUACAUUGUAUGAUCGCAUUUUAACAUCAAACCUGAUGGACUAUUUAUUUCUCCCAAACUUGCUGAAGCUCUGUUCCGAAGUGUUAAACCACGACAAUCAUCAAGGAACUAUCAUUACCGAAACAAUAGUGUGGGCACGGGAUAUAAUGCCCGAAGGAGGCUUGUUUUUUCCCGAUUCUGACCAGCCGCAAAUAAUAUCGAAGUUAACACAAAUUGCUCUAGAAGAUACAAAGCGGUCUUCAUUUGCCGACGACGACGGCCAAAGUGUCAUUGAAUAUCUAGAUAAUUCUUGUGCAUUCUUCAAUUUUCUUCGAGCUAUGUUUUACGCACAUCGUUUGAAAAGAAUGAGAGAUAGUGGAUCUACCAACCAGAAACCUACGAUUCCCGUUAUGAAAGAAUUGGGUAAUAAAUUUCAACUGCGUCUUCGUGAUGGUAUUCGAAACGAAAACAGAAUCGUAUUCUUCAAGCCGGCAGUUAACAGGCGAAGAGUGAAUUCUAUUACAGGUUUGGAGCGCAAUUUGGAGUGGGUACCACUGCAGAAAAAGUGA
This is a messenger RNA of Paramuricea clavata, 576 nucleotides long. The record is from the annotation of a GenBank genome assembly. Lineage: Eukaryota; Metazoa; Cnidaria; Anthozoa; Malacalcyonacea; Plexauridae.